Messenger RNA from Entamoeba nuttalli P19, 2925 nucleotides. RefSeq names its product protein kinase, putative. Lineage: Eukaryota; Evosea; Mastigamoebida; Endamoebidae. The coding region runs from base 1 to 2925 and encodes 974 amino acids. Gene Ontology annotation, molecular function: ATP binding; protein serine/threonine kinase activity. The transcript has a single exon. Gene Ontology annotation, biological process: intracellular signal transduction; peptidyl-serine phosphorylation. The record is from RefSeq and is a predicted model, not a curated record.
AUGAAAAUAGAAAAAAAGUUGAACUUAAAAUCAAAAAUUUGUAUUACUAUGUCAUUACUCAAUGAAACCACAACACCAACUAAAUUAAGUAAGAAAAAGAAAAGUAUUUUCAAUUCAGAUUGUAUCACAUUUACACCUAUUGGUAGUAGUUCUUCAACCCCUCGAAGAGAAUCUAUUCUUAGUUCGUUACCGAAUGAUGAACUUAAAGAAGUUAGUAUCGAAAGUGUUAUCAGUGAAUUAUAUUUUGAUCAAUUAACAUUAACUACAUCAAUAGUUCAUAUCAUAAAUAUUAAUUUACCAAAAACACAUAUUGUAUUACAUAAAUUUAUGCAUGAAUUAAAUGAAUUAGAUAAAUAUGUUACAGCAGUAUAUGGAAUAACUGCACCUUAUUUACCAAAGAAAUCUUUUUAUCCAUUACAUAAUGAAGAAAUAACACAAUAUUUACAAGAAGUUAUUUGUCUUGAUAAAUUUUUUGAUUCAAUUUAUGUAAAAGAAUUCUUUCGUGAAAAUCAUCAAAUAUCACAGUGUAUGUCUUUACAUCACCCUCAAAUGUCAGGUGUGUUAAUGAAAGAAGGAUAUCUUUUAAAACGAUGGAAAGAACGUUUUGUAGUAGUAAAAAAUUCAUAUUUAUUUUAUUUUGUUAGUGAAAAAAGUAUGGUAAGACUAGAACAACCACGUUGUAUCGUUUCAUUAUCAGGCGCUAUUCUAUCAACAAAUGGAUUAGUUAUUAAAAUUACUACUAAAGAACGUCAAUCCUUUAAUUUUUCUUGUACUGAUGAGACAACACUUAAUCAAUGGCUUGUUGCUCUUAAUGCAGUUAUUUGUUUUAAACCAUCCCCACAAAAACAACAAAGAAUGACAAAAAAAUAUACAUUACUUGGAGUUGAUGAACUUAGCACACCAAUACAAUCAACUAAAGAAAAUAAACCUGUUACUCCUCGAAGAAGUACAGAAUUUCUUAUUUCAAGAGUAAAUUGUUUGAAAGAUGAAGCAGAUAAAAUAAUUGAAUCGUAUGAACACCAACCAGAUAAAGAAAGCCUUGUAAUGGUAUUAAAACAAUUUAAACAAAUUCAAUCAGUCGAUUUAUCAUCUACGUCUCUCAUUGAUUAUUAUAAUAGUAAAAUUGUGCAAUUUGGAGAUGACCCUCUACUUUUUAGGUUUCUUCAAAUCUUUAAAGAAAUACGUGAAUUAAGUGGAAUGCGUCCAAAUGUACCUAAAUUAUGUACCUCUCCUUUAGGAAGAUAUAGUCUUCAACCAAAGUCUUCUUGUUCAUCAUCACAAACAAGUCCAAGAAAUUUAACAUCUCAAAUUACUACCCAAUGUCGGUUAUGUAAUAAUACUUAUUAUGUUGAUGAAUUAACUAAACAUUCUUAUUAUUGUAAGUUAUGCAAUGAAAUUUGUCUUAAACAAACUACUUGUAAAACAAGAUUAUUGGCUAUUGCUGAAGAGAUUAAUAAACAAAAAAGAUAUCACAAAGGAAGUAUUGAAUAUUCUUGUCUUGCAGAAAAAGCUUUAAAAUGUUCACAAAUCGAAGUUAUUAAUCAAAAUAAUAUUGAUUAUAUGAAUGACGCAGAACAAUUAUUAGAACGAAGUAUUAAUCAAAAAAAUGAUGUUUGUUAUAAAACAUUCGCACUUAUUGUAAUUAAAUUAAUUAAAUUAAGAAGACAAAUGUUCAUUAAUAUAUUAAAAGGUGAUUAUGGAGAGAAUGGUAACAUGUGGGAAUUUCUUUCUGUUGUUAGUAAUGAAUUAGUAAUUGAAGAUCCUCAAUCAAAAUGGCAACAAGUUGGAUUAGAUGAUUUUGAGGUUAUUAAAAAAUUCAGUGAAGGGGCAUACUCAAAAUUAUAUCUUGUAAAAAAGAAAACUACUGGAGAUGUUUAUGCAAUGAAAGUAAGUAAGAAAUCAGAUAUGAAAAGAAAAAAUGUUAUUGAUGGUGUUUUAGCAGAGAAGAAAAUUUUACAAUUAUCUAAUACUAGGAGUGUUGUUAAAUUGUAUUAUGCAUUUCAAGAUAGUAGUAAUUUGUUUCUUGUAAUGGAAUAUUGUCCUGGAGGAGAUUUAAGAUGUAUUUUAAGAAAUCUUAAUUAUCUUGAAGAAAGUGUAGUAAGAAUAUAUACUGCUGAAAUUGUUUUAGCAUUGGAAUAUAUUCAUUCGUUAGGGUGUAUUCAUAGAGACCUUAAACCUGAUAAUGUGUUAAUUGAUAAAAAUGGUCAUUUAUUAUUAACUGAUUUUGGGUUAUCAGUUGUUGGGUUAUGUAAUGAACAACAUGGAAUUAAAGAAUCUAGAUUAUUAUGUACACCUGACUAUGUAGCUCCAGAAUCAUUAAGAGAUUAUUACUAUUGUCAAGCAAGUGAUUAUUUUAGUUUAGGGUGUAUGGUUUAUGAAAUGCUUUUAGGAAUACCUCCAUUUCAUUGUGAUUCACCAAAUCAAAUCUUUGAAUUAAUUAAAGAAGGGAUAUAUGAUUGGCCUGAAGACGUCAAUAUUAGUGAAGAGUGUAAAGAUUUUGUUAAUGGAUUACUUACUGUUGAUUAUAAUCAACGUCUAGGAGCUAAAAGUAUAGAUGAAAUAAAAAAUCACAAAUGGAUGAAACCAAUUUCAUUUGAUAGUUUAUUGAGUGAAAGUAGAGAAGAUAUAUUCGUUCCCGAAUUAGAAAAUGAAUUAGACACUGGCUAUUUUGAUAUUGAUGUUGAUAGAAACAAUACCUUAAUUAAGGAUGAAGAUUGGACUGGAGAUAACACAUUCUAUUCAUUUGACUGUGUUAAUACUAAUCAAGUAAUUGACCAAAAUAUUGAAAUUGUUGAAAGAAGAAGUAGUGCAGUUAACCUUUGUGAUGACGAUGAUGAAAGUUCACAAGAAACAACAAGUGAACAAGACGAUAACAAUAAUGAUAUGACCCGUUCAAUGAGUAUGUUUAACUUCCAUCAUAAAUAA